Molecule: messenger RNA, 798 nt
Organism: Westerdykella ornata
Lineage: Eukaryota; Fungi; Ascomycota; Dothideomycetes; Pleosporales; Sporormiaceae
Product: putative 14-3-3 family protein ArtA
Exons: 5
Coding region: 1-798 (265 amino acids)
Biological process (GO): signal transduction
Cellular component (GO): cytoplasm
Source: RefSeq, a predicted model, not a curated record
AUGGGUUACGAAGACUCUGUCUACCUGGCUAAGCUCGCCGAGCAGGCCGAGCGCUAUGAGGAGAUGGUUGAGAACAUGAAGGCCGUUGCGUCUGCAGACCAGGAACUCUCCGUCGAGGAGCGGAACCUCCUGUCCGUCGCUUACAAGAACGUCAUUGGUGCUCGCCGCGCGUCUUGGAGAAUCGUCACAUCCAUCGAGCAGAAGGAGGAAUCCAAAGGCAACGAUGCUCAAGUCGCCCUUAUCAAGGAGUACCGCCAGAAGAUCGAGGCUGAGCUCGCCAAGAUCUGCGAAGACAUCCUGGAGUGCCUCGAUAAGCACCUCAUUCCUCACGCUGAGAGCGGCGAGUCCAAGGUGUUCUACCACAAGAUGAAGGGUGACUACCACCGCUACCUUGCCGAGUUCGCUGUUGGCGAGAAGCGCCAGCAAUCCGCUGAUAAGUCGCUGGAGGCUUACAAGGCCGCUACCGAGGUCGCUACCACCAGCCUGGCUCCUACGCACCCCAUCCGCCUUGGCUUGGCCCUGAACUUCUCGGUGUUCUACUAUGAGAUCUUGAACUCCCCUGAUCAGGCUUGCCAGCUGGCCAAGCAGGCGUUUGACGAUGCUAUUGCUGAGCUUGAUACACUGUCCGAGGAGAGCUACAAGGAUUCUACUCUCAUCAUGCAGCUCCUCCGUGAUAACUUGACCCUCUGGACUUCUUCCGAGACUGAGGCUCCCACUGAGCAGCCUGCUGCUCCCGAGCCCGCCCCUGAGGCGCCCAAGGAAGACGCACCUGCCGCCACUGAGGAGGCCAAGGCUUAG